CGAACGACGUCUUGGUUAAAAGAGUCUCGGGGAAACAUUGGUAUAAUGACUUGACUUCUGCCGAUUGAAGCCGUGGUAGGCACUCGAUGCGAAUUAAACGCAAACGAAACGCGAUUAUAACAAUUGCAAAGUUAAACGACUCGAAAGAGCAUUACCGCGCCGUAGAUUAAGGAAAUCGAUAGAUCGAGCUCAUCAUCGAGCCUCAUCUGUGAUUAAAGUGCUUGUGCGUGCACGACGAACGGUCUCAUACGAUAAGAUUGAUAUAUAUUUUGUGAAAACCCUCCGUAGAAUUGGAUUUUGUGAAUAGCAACGUCAACAUGAAACGACAACAGUCUCAGCCAUCACAGCAGCAGUUGCAACAGCAACAGCAACAACAGCAAACAACCAUGCAGCAACAGCAGUAUAUGCAACAGAGAACUGAACGACAGAUCACCCGGCAACAUGUUACCAGUCAACAAAGAGUGCAAGGAGAGAUCACGAUGCAGACUUCGCCCACGAUACCAACGUUCACGGGCAGACCAGGUGAUCCAUCGCCGCCAGUUUUUCAACAGAUCUUUAAGAAUGCCAGGUUUGCGCAAGGUGGUAAUGCCGUAUUCGAAGGACGAGUAAGUGGUACUCCAAAACCCUCCGUCUCCUGGACUCACAAGGGGGCACCUCUCUUGGAGUCACAGAAAUUUCGGAUGACAUACAAUAGCCAAAGUGGAAUAGUUAAGCUACAAAUAAAUCAAAUUGGCCCAGGAGAUGAAGGAGAGUACACUUGUAAUGCGAAAAAUCAAUAUGGCGAAGCCAUUUGUUCCGUGCACAUUCAGCCCGAAGGAUUCGGACAACCACCUCAACAACAAUUGGGUGGAUUCAAAAAGGAAUACUCACAAAGUUUUCAGUCAACUGAACAAAAAUCUGGAAGUCAAACCUUCCAACAGCGUAGUUACCAACAGUCCACUGAAAAUCGAAAUUAUACAAAUGGAACGAAUUCUACUUCCAUCGAAGACUUUAAGGUUGACACCUUUGAGUACAGAGUAUUGCGAGAAACAGAGUUUAGAGAAUCAAUCACCCGUCGGUUCAUGGGUGAAUCUGAUUCACAAAUAUCCACGAACGUUGACCGAACUCUCGGACCGGUUUCUCCUCCUCAAAUCACACAAAAGCCCAGAAACUCAAAACUUGCUGAAGGUUCCGAUGCAGUUUUCAGCUCCAAAAUAUCUGGAAAUCCGAAGCCAAGGUUAACUUGGUUCAAAAAUGGGCAAAGAAUCAGUGAUUCUCAACGUGUCGAAACGAGCUACUCGAAUCAACAAGCCACUUUGAAGGUUCGAGUAGCUCGCCCAGAAGACAGUGGACACUACUCACUUUUGGUAGAAAAUCCUCAAGGUUGCACUGUCAGCUCUGCAUAUCUUGCCAUCGAAUCUAGCGAUCAAGUCGACCAAGCUUAUGUUCCAAUCCAACAAUCUAGAGACGUUCUCAAACAGACAUCUCAGACCGAGACUGUUACACAAGAAUCUGCUGAUAGUGGAAAAGUCCUUGCUCCAAACUUCAUCAGGACGUGUGCUGAUCGCGAUGUUACAGAAGGAAAAAUGACAAGGUUUGACUGCAGAGUGACUGGUCGUCCAUAUCCAGAAGUCACGUGGUACAUCAAUGGUUAUCCUGUUGCCAAUGACACAACUCACAAAAUAUUAGUCAAUGAGUCUGGUAAUAACUCCCUUAUGAUCACAAACGUCAGUCGAUCUGAUUCAGGCAUCGUAACGUGCGUUGCUAAAAAUAAAGCUGGCGAAACAUCUUUCCAAUGUAACCUCAACGUCAUCGAGAAGGAACAAGUGGUGGCGCCGAAAUUUGUAGAACGCUUCACGACUACAAAUGUUAAGGAAGGAGAACCAGUAGUCUUCACAGCAAGAGCAGUUGGUACACCAACUCCACGAAUCUCUUGGCAGAAGGACGGCAUACCGAUAGCGCCGGGCCCCGACGUGCGAAUAUCGACAGACGGCAGUGGAGCCUCGACAUUAGAUAUACCACGAGCCAAAUUCUCAGAUGCUGCCUGGUAUCAGUGCACAGCUCAGAAUGUGGCUGGCUCCACCGCCACCCGAGCCCGACUUUUCGUCGAAACACCGAAAGGAGCAAUCCCCGAACCAAGACGCCUCAACUUACCCCGACCGACGAAAGUUAUCGAACCAGAACCCGCACCUGGCCCCGAAGUGAUUUACUUGAGACCCGUGGAACGAGCAAAGCCCUAUUUACCUCCGCAGGAAGAAGAUAGGAUUUAUCCGCCUCCACGAUUCAUCAUACCCUUACGGGACGUUCAUCAACUCGAAGGUGGACGAAUUCACUUUGAGGCCAGAAUCGAACCGGUGGGCGACCCCACUAUGAGGGUGGAGUGGUACGUCAAUGGCAGAGCUUUAGUCGCAAGCUCAAGAGCGACUUUCAUUUUCCAAUUUGGAUUUUUGGCCAUGGACUUGAUUAGUGUUGGGCUACAAGAUAGCGGUGAAUACCUUUGCCGUGUAGUUAGCUCAACAGGAGUCGCCGAAUCUCGCGCCACCCUUAGCGUGACACCUCGCGCGACGAUUGAGCAAACUAGUCAACACCCCGACAGUCUUCGUUAUAUUCAGCAACUCGAGGAUUACAGCAAGUACCAAAGGCAGGAGAGCGUGGAGGAGACCUCUUCACAGCGGCCAGUCUUCAUCCGACCACUCCAGGAUCUAGGCGAACUUCAGGAGGGACGCAAUGCUCAUUUUGAAGCUCAGCUGACUCCUGUCAGUGACCCUACGAUGAAAGUGGAGUGGUAUAAGGAUGGAAGACCCAUCACAGCCAGUUCAAGAAUCACAACCAUCUUCAACUUCGGAUACGUCUCGCUAAAUAUAUUGCACCUACGAAGUGAAGAUGCAGGUUCUUAUACCGUCAGGGCUGUGAAUCGAUUGGGAGAGGCCAUCAGCUCAGCGACUCUUCGUGUUUUUGCACGUACUAACGUAACUGCCGAUCUAGGCAUCCCCGAACAGCAAAAGUAUAUAGAAGCUGCCGAUCAGUUGGAAGCUUAUCAUCAGGCUAUGCAACAGAAGUACGUUCACGAACAGCCUGAACCUACAAGCCCACCGGAAUUUAAGUCACCUAUUAAGGAUCAAAAUAAUAUUAGAGAAGGUGGUUUCGCCCACUUCGAAGCUCGACUAGAGCCAGUCGGAGAUUCUGAUCUCCGUGUUGAGUGGCUCAAGGAUGGUCGUCCCGUAGAAGCUAGUUCAAGAAUCACAACUUUCUUUAACUUUGGCUACGUUGCUUUGACAAUUAAGUUCGUCACAAUUCACGACGUGGGUGUAUACACAUGUCGUGCCUACAACAGAGUUGGUGAAGCACGCACUACAGCACAAUUAAGUGUCAUCAGCAAAAACGACAUUAUUUAUGAUAGCCAAAAUCCAACGGGUUUACAAAAAAUUCAAAACUUGGAGGACUCGAGCCGAUACACCCGGCGGGUAGAAGAAGAAACGCAAGUGUCUCAAGCACCUCGUUUCUUGGGUCCACUUAAAGGUACAAAUAAGAUUGUGGAAGGUCAAAGGGCCCAUUUCGAAGCCCGUGUUGAACCACAGAGUGACCUAACUAUGAAAAUUGAGUGGUACCACAACGGAAGACCUAUUACUGCUGCAAAUAGGAUACAAACUUACCACGAUUUUGGAUAUGUUGCAAUCGAUGUUUUACAAGUCCGCCCUGAAGAUGCGGGUACAUACACUGUUGUGGCAAGAAAUACUUUAGGAGAAGCUCAACUUUCUGCCAGCAUGGUAGUUGAGACACGAUCUAGCAUCGACACAAGUAGUAUGCACCAUGGUGCCUACGAGAAGACUCAGAGAUUCGAAGACUCGAAGUUUGUUGAACCACAAUAUCACAUCGAAGAAAUAUCAAAAUCUAAACCAAUCUUCGUUCAACCUCUAAGCGAUCCAAAACCAGUCAGCGAAGGCAAGAACAUUCACUUGGAAUGCCGCCUGGAACCAAUGGGAGAUCCUACUAUGAGAGUAGAGUGGUUCCAAAAUGGAAGACCUGUCACUGUCGGUUCAAGAUUUAGGACAUACUAUGAUUUUGGUUACGUUGCUCUAGAUAUUGUACAUGCAAGUCUCCUAGACUCUGGUGAAUAUACCGUUCGAGCAACCAAUCAUCUUGGAUCAGCUCAUACAUCUUCCUGCGUUCGAGUUAUUGGAAAAUCGGGUAUUCUUACUGACACACAAAAUGAGCAGUCACUCGAGCAAAUUCAAAUGCUAGAAGAUUCUUCUAAAUAUAGAAGAACGCAACAGGAGGAAGUAACUGUAAUGCAACCACCUCAGUUCUCAAGACCAUUACACAACAUCGAGACAGUCGAACUUACCAAUGUUCAUCUGGAAUGCCGUUUGCAACCUGUAGGUGACGCAAGCAUGAGAGUUGACUGGUUUGUUAAUGGAAGACCCGUCAAAACUGGACAUCGCUUCCGACCAUCUUAUGAAUUUGAUUACGUCGCUUUGGACAUCCUAGGAGUUUAUCCUGAGGAUUCAGGAGUUUACACAUGCCAGGCCAGCAAUCAACUUGGCGAAACAGUCACAUCUUGUUCGGUUCGUGUACAUGCCAAGAAAGAUCUUCUCCUAGAGUCCCAACACCCUGAAGGACUUGAACGGAUUCAGUACCUUGAAGAUUCUUCCAGAUACAAAAGAAAUGAACUCGUCGAUGAAGUUGUUAACGUCAAACCGAAGUUCGUCACAAAACCGAAAAACCAAGAAAAUCUUAGAGAGGGACAACAUGCACAUUUCGAAUGCAAACUCGAACCUGUUACCGAUUCCAAUCUGAAAGUAGAGUGGUUCAAAAAUGGUCGUCCAGUCACGAUAGGACACCGCUUCCGUCCCAUUCAUGACUUUGGCUAUGUCGCCCUGGACGUAAUCGACUUAAUUGCAGAAGAUACCGGAACCUAUACCUGCCGAGCAGUUAACCUUGUUGGAAGUGACGAAGUUAACUGCGCUUUAAGUUGCAAAUCAACUGCGCAAAUUUUAACUAAUACUCAGAAUGAAAUGGGUUUAGAGCAAAUUAGUUAUCUAGAGGAUCGAUCAAAGUAUCAUCGUAGAGAAGAUGUUGAAGAAACUACAACUCAAGCUCCAAUAUUCACGACUUCCCUGAACAAUGUGGAGAUUAAGGAAGGUCAAAGAGCGCACUUUGAAUGUCGGCUAAUUCCGGUUUCUGAUGCUUCAAUGAAGGUGGAAUGGUUCCACAACAAUACACCCGUUAAGGCUGGUUCCCGAUUUAUUGAAACUAACAGUUUCGGAUUCGUUGCCUUGGACAUCAUGUAUGCCUAUCCGGAAGAUGCAGGAACUUAUACUUGUCGUGCCAAGAAUGCAAUUGGUGAAGCUAUGACAUCGGCAACGGCUGACGUGCACUCUAAAAAAUCAAUUUACAUGGAGACUCAAAACGAAAACGCUCUCCAAAGACUUCGCCAUUUGGAAGAUUCAUCUCGCUACCAGCGAAAGGCAGUACAAGAAGAGUCUGUCUCACAAGCUCCCGUUUUUACCAUGCCUAUCAAGGAUCUCAGAGUUGCUGAAAAUCAAGCCGCUCAUUUCGAAGCUCGCGUCAUUCCAGUAGGGGAUGCUAAACUCAAAGUGGAAUGGUUGCGAAAUGGUGUCCCAAUUUUAGCAUCUAACCGCGUGACAACAAUGCACGACUUUGGAUACGUUGCCCUCAACAUGAAAUAUGUUAAUCCGGAAGACUCUGGUACAUACACCUGCCGCGCUAUAAACGAUCUUGGCGAAGCAGUAACAUCAGCUACACUCUUUGUUCAGUCCAAAGCCGCCCUACAAUUUGAUUCCCAACACGAAGGCUCUUUAGCCAAACUCCAAGCUUUGGAGGACUCUAGCAAAUAUCAACGUCGCGAAGAAGAAGAUGUAGUAGUUAAAGAAAAACCUUCGUUUACCGUCCAAUUGAAUGGACCUAAAAAUUUGGUCGAAGGUCAAAGCGCACAUUAUGAGUGUCGUAUUGAGCCCUAUCCUGAUGCAAACAUGAAGGUGGAGUGGUUCCAUAACGAUAAACCACUUUCCACUGGACACAGAUACAGAACAGCUUGCGAUUUUGGUUUCGCGGCUUUAGACGUUCUCUCAGUUUACGCUGAGGAUUCUGGCACCUACACGUGUAAAGCUACAAACAAACUUGGCUCUGCUACCAGCUCCAUCAAUCUUGACGUAAAAUCACGUGCUUCCAUUAUCCAAGAAACUCAACACGAAGGUGCUCUUAAAAAGAUCCAGUACUUGGAAGAUGAUUCUCGCUACAAGAGAGUUGAUCAAGAAGAUGUUGUGAUCGCAGAAAAACCUAAAUUCGGAAGACCUUUGAAAAAUAUUGAACAUCUUCCAGAAGGAAAGAGUGCUCAUUUGGAAGCUACCUUGACACCUGUAAAUGAUCCAACCAUGGUGGUUGAAUGGUACAGAGAUGGCAGACCAAUUCCACAAGGUCACAAAUUUAAAACCACUUACGAUUUUGGUUUUGUCGCCCUUGACAUUCUCUAUGCUUACCCAGAAGAUUCUGGUACUUACAUGUGCAAAGCUAGGAAUGCUGCAGGUGAAGCAGUUACUACAUGUGUCAUCUCUGUCGAUUCCAAGCAAGGAUUAUGUCUUGACACUCUGGAUGCUCAGCGAUUACAGAAGAUUCGAGAACUAGAAACUGUUGAAGUGAAAAAAGAAGUCGAGAUGGAAGUUGUUCAUCAGAAACCCGUCUUCUUAACACCUUUGAAUAAUCUUGAUCUUGUCAAGGAAGCCGAGCAUGCUCACCUGGAAUGCAGAGUCGAACCCAUCAACGACGCCAAUCUGAAAAUAGAAUGGUUCGUGAACGGCAAAGCAGUCAAAACUGGACAUCGAUACCGUAAAACUCAUGAUUUCGGUUACGUUGCUCUUGAUAUUCUAUAUGCCUAUCCUGAAGACUCUGGUACUUACAUGUGCAAGGCUACAAAUCUCGCUGGUGAAGCUGUAAAUACUUGCACCAUUAAAGUAGGAUCGCGGCGAAGUAUACUUGUGGACACUCAACAUCCUGAUGGACUUGAGAAAAUCAGAGAGUUGGAGGCACAAGGCCAUCCGGCUCGUUUGGAAGUAGAUGAACCACCCGUUACUCCACCAAGAUUCACUACAGAACUUAGAGGAACUACUGAAAUUUACGAAGGACAAACAGCGCAUUUUGAGUGCCAAGUCGAACCUCUGCAUGAUGCUAAUUUGCGAAUCGAAUUCUUUCACAAUGGCAAACCGCUUCCAUCGGCAUCUCGUUUCCACGUCACCUUUGAUUUUGGUUACUUGGCUCUUGAUAUUGGACAUGCUGUUCCUGAAGAUGCAGGACAAUAUUCUGUACGCGCUAUUAAUAACCUUGGACAGUGUACUUCAUCAAUCGAACUCAAGGUCAUUCCACGAGAAAACAUAAUUAUGGAUUCUCAGCGACCCGAGGGUAUGGACAAGAUUCGUGAACUUGAAUCUCAACAGCCAUGGAAGAGACCUGAUGUUCCAGAACCACAAACUAGACAACGUCCAGUCUUUACUCAGCCUCUGCAGAACAUCGAUGCUAUUUCAGAAGGACAGACAGCCCACUUUGAGUGUCGAUUGAUUCCAGUGGGAGACCCAACUUUGAAGGUUGAAUGGUUCAGAAAUGAGACUCCUCUUGAAAACAGUUCUAGAAUCUCGAAAGUGCAUGACUUUGGAUUCGUAUCUUUGGACAUAUCUCAUGUUCGUGAAAAUGACGAAGGUGUCUACAUGUGCCGAGCAUCCAAUCCAUUAGGUGAAGCUGUAACAACUGCCUCUAUGAAAAUCCAAACUAAAUCUAGCAUUCAAUUGGAAAGCCAUCAUCCUGAGGCUCAACAGAAGAUUGCACGACUCGAAGCCGACAAAGGGCCAAGCCGUCCUGACGAACCCGAAAGAGUAUUUGACAAACCAAUAUUUACUCAAUUAUUGACCGGUCCUACAGACUUAUGGGAAGGUCAAGUAGCUCAUUAUGAAUGCAGAGUUGUACCUGUUGGAGAUGCUAGUUUACGAUUUGAGUGGUAUGUUAAUGGAGUCGAACUCAAGAUGGGAUCCCGUUUCCAUGUCAACCAUGACUUCGGAUUCGUUACUUUGAACAUCAUGAAGGUCAUUGCCGAGGAUUCAGGAGUUUACUCUUGCAAAGCGAUCAACAAAUCAGGAGAGGCUGUUUCUUCCAUAUCCCUAAAAGUAAAGGCUCGUUCUGCUAUUUCUGGUGAUUCAAUUCAACCCGAUGCAUGGCAGAAGAUCCAAUUAAAGGAAGCUGAAAUGAACAAAGUUCCUGAUAUGUUUGUCGAUAUUACUCCUCAACAAGCUCCUGUCUUUACGACUCAUCUCAAGAGCUUUGACAAAUUAGUUGAAGGACAACAUGUUUACUUAGAAGCUCAAGUAGAACCAAGAGCAGAUCCAAAUUUACGCGUCGAAUGGUUUAAGAAUGGUAUUUCUCUUCAAACUGGAACUAGAUUGCGCAGUACUUUUGAUUUCGGUCUUGUUACGCUUUCAAUCAACAGUCUCAGGGAUGAUGACUCCGCAAUUUAUACCUGCAAAGCUACCAAUUUGCUUGGGGAAGCUGUUUCUACAUGCAGUCUGAAAAUCGCAGACAAACAUUGGCUAAUAGGUGAUACUUUACAUCCCGAUGCUCUUCCAAAGAUUGAUGCCUUAGAGCAACCACAUACAACAACGAGGGAAGAAGUUGAACCUACUUAUGAAGAACCAGUCUUUAUCAGCCACUUGAAUAAUGUCGAAUGUAUCGAAGGAGACAAUGUGCACUUUGAAUGCAAUGUUGAGCCAUCCAAAGAUCCAACUAUGAAAAUUGAAUGGUUCUUGAAUGGAAAACCGUUACCAAUUGGUGCAAGAUACAAGUCGACCUACGAUUUUGGAUAUCUCGCUUUGGAUCUUAAUCAUGCAUAUGAAGAAGAUUCUGGUUUAAUAACUGUCAAGGCUACCAAUUCUAAAGGAACAGCACAAACAACUGGUACACUUAAAUGUACAAGCAAACAAAGUAUAUACCUCCAAACUCAACAUCCUCAAGGAGAAGCUGGUCUCGAGAAAGUAAAGGAAGUCGAGGAUGCUUAUUUGUCGAAAUCUGUGAGGCCAGAUUCUGGUCCAGAACAUGAAUAUCCAAAACCCAUUUGGAUUGUACCUCUUAAGCCUGAAUUCAAACUCGGUGAAUCCGAGCCACUUCAUUUGGAAGCACAAGUUGAACCUAAAGAUGAUCCUAAUCUUAAGAUUGAGUGGUAUUUCAAUAGUAAGGCCUUAGAGCAUGGUUCAAGAUUUAAAAUGACCAGUGAUUUUGGGUUUGUCACCUUGGACUUAACCGAUGCAUAUGAUCGUGACUCUGGUAUCUACACAUGCAAAGCUUAUAAUAAAGCUGGUGAAGCAUUUACAUCUACUACAAUCUACUGUUCAACAAAAGAAAACAUAAUCGAGAGAUCGCAACAUCCUAAAGGAAUAGAGGGAUUAGAAGCCAUACAAGAUUUAGAAGAGUCACUCAAACGAGAAGAUGGCACUGCCCCUGAAAGUGAUGAAGGACAUCCUCCAGUUUUCACUUCGCAGUUCGAGAACUUGACUAACCUCUCAGAAGGUGAAAUAGCACAUUUUGAGGCAUCUCUAACUCCAACUGGUGACCAAACAAUGGUCGUAGAAUGGUUUUACAAUGGAAAAUCUUUAGAGGCCAGUCAUAGAACAAGAACAGUUUAUGCAUUCGGCAUGGUAGUUUUGGAAGUUCUAGGUACUAAGAUUGAAGAUUCUGGAACUUACUCUUGCAAGGCGACUAACAAAUGGGGACAAGCUGAAAUUAGCGUAAAUCUUGAAUGUGUGGAUAAAUCCAAGGGACAGAAACCCAAAUUCACCAGCCAGAUUCAAUCUUUGGAAGGCCUUAAGGAUGGACAAUCAGCUCAUUUCGAAUGCACACUGGUGCCUGUAGGUGACCCGAACAUGAAGGUCGAAUGGUUCCACAACGGACAACCACUGCGACACUCUUCUCGGUUCAAGAUGGUGUCUGACUUUGGUUUCGUUGUAAUGGAUAUUGCAGGUGUAAUGUCCCAUGAUACUGGCGAAUACGUCUGCAAAGCUAGUAAUAAAUUUGGAGAAGACUUUACCAAAGCUACAAUCAAAUGCUUUGGAAAAGGUGGCGUCUACUCCGACUCUCUUCAACCAGAUUCCCUUGCCCGCAUUCGUGAACUAGAAAGUUAUACCGGAGAACAGCAGUCAACACAGGCUGCAUCUGUUGCCGAAGCACCUAAAUUUAUCACCCAAAUAUCUGACAUCACAAAAUUAGUUGAGGGCCAGUCUGCUCACUUUGAAGCCAGAUUGACUCCGAUUACCGACCCUGACCUUAAGGUGGAAUGGUAUUACAAUGGCAAAAAAUUACCACAUGGUCAUCGCUACAGAACUUUCCACGAUUUUGGUAUUGUUAUUCUUGACAUUUUGUAUUGUUAUGAAGAGAACUCUGGAGUUUAUGAAUGUAGAGCAGUCAAUAAGUAUGGAGAAGAUACUACCAAAGCAACUCUUAGGUGUUUAUCUAAAGCUAAUCUUAUUCUUGAAUCACAAUUGCCAAAAGGAAUGGAAGGCGGUCUUGAGAAGAUCCAAACUCUCGAAGAUUCCAUGAUACGCACAAAGGAUGAAAGAACAGUUCAAGAAACUGGAAAAGCUCCGAUGUUCACGGUUCCUCUUAGCAAUCUUGAUGGCCUUCGAGAAGGUGAAAGUGCUCACUUUGAAGCUCGUCUCAUUCCCACGGACGAUCCAAAAUUAAAGGUCGAAUGGUUCUGGAAUAGCAAACCUCUUCGAACUGGAUCUAGAUUCCGCACAUUCUGUGACUUUGGAUUUGUUAUUUUGGAAAUAUCUCCGAUUUAUCCAGAGGACUCAGGAGAAUAUAGCUGUCGUGCAACAAAUGAAUACGGCGAAGCAGUAACAACUUGCUCCAUGAAGUGUACAGGAAAGAGGAAUAUAAUUCUCGAAUCUCAACUUCCUAAAGGAAUGGAAGGAACAAUUGGCAAAAUUGCAGAGCUGGAAGGACUUGGUAACGAACCUGGACAACUAAGUCCAGAUGAUGACACCGGAAAGCCACCUGAAUUCAUCACCUCUCCAUCAGAUCUGACUUUAUCUGAAAAUUGCCUUGCUCACUUCGAAUGCAGACUUCAACCUGUGAAUGAUUCCAGCAUGCGUGUUGAGUGGUUCCACAAUGGAAAGGCUUUACUGGCUGGUUCUAGAGUGAAAACAAUUCACGACUUUGGUUUUGUAAUUUUGGAAGUUGCUAACUGCUACCAACGAGAUUCUGGAUUAUACACCUGCAAAGCUACCAACCGACAUGGAGAAGCAACAGUAUCUUGUAAGCUUCAAGUACGAGGCCGUCAAGGUAUCAUUCUUGAGCCACAGCUUCCAAGUAACUUUAAAACAGGAACAGAAAGUAUCCAGAAGCUGGAAGAAUCAUUGUACAAACGGGAUGAGAUUAUGACCGAGGAAGAGGCUCCAAACCCACCAAGUUUCACUGUAGAGUUGAAAGACAUUGAAGUUGAAGAAUCUGGUCCAGCUCACUUUGAUUGCCGAGUUGAACCCAAGAACGAUUCAUCGAUGCGCAUUGACUGGUUCCACAAUGGCAGACCAUUCGCUACAGGAUCACGUGUCCAUCAAAUCAAUGAUUUUGGUUUUAUCUCUUUAGAUCUAUCUUACACGUAUGCCAGAGACAGUGGUGAAUACGUAUGCAGAGCUACCAACAAGUGGGGUUCAGCUACGACCAAAGCUACUAUUACUUGCUUAUCCAAGAAAACGAUCGACUUUGACUCCCAGCUGCCAACUGGUAUGAGUGGAGAGAAACUAAAGGAAUUAGAACGUGGCCCCGUCACCGAAGCACCAGCAGCAGAACCUCCGCGUCAACCUCCACGAUUUAUUACUCAAAUUCAAUCAGCCACAGUUGAAGAAUCUGAGCCGGUUAGAUUUGAAUGUCGGGUUGAACCAAAAGAUGAUCCAAACUUGCGUAUUGAAUGGUACAGAAACGGAAAGGUUAUUCCAGCAGGUCAUAGAUACAGAACAACAUAUGACAUGGGAUUCGUUUUGAUGGAAAUUUUGUAUGUAUAUGCCGAAGAUUCAGGAGAAUACAUUUGCAAAGCUAUUAACGAUCUUGGAGAAGACACUACUAGAGCAUCUGUCUCUUGUAAACAAUUACCGAAUAUCAUUCUGCAAAACCAAGUACCAAAAGGCAUGAAAAAAUCUGAAGCUCUAAUGCAAAUGGAAGCAACUAUUAAAAAAUAUACAUCAGAGGUGCAUCUUACAGAAGAUGAUCUGUACGAUGCUGACAAGAAGCAACCACCAAGAUUUGUCACACAGAUCGAAAACAAAACUGAGCUUGUUGAGAUGAACGAUACUAAAUUUGAGUGCCAACUUGCGCCUGUAGGAGAUCCCAACAUGAAGGUGGAAUGGUUCUUUAAUGGCAAACCACUACCUCACAAAAACAGAUUCACGCCAAUUUAUGACUUCGGUUACGUUGCCAUGAACUUUGGAUGGGUUUAUCCUGAAGACAGUGGCGAAUACCUUUGCAGAGCAACCAAUCUUUAUGGAACGGAUGAGACAAGAGCUGCUAUUAAAACAGCCGGAAAGCCUGGUAUUAUCUACGAAUCUCAGUUACCAAAGGGAAUGAAGAGUAUUGAAAUGAUCCGAGAAAUGGAAGCUGCCUGGCAAGUCGUUCCGGAAGAAGAAAGUGAAGAAGAAAAGGUGCGAGCACCUCCAGCCUUUGUGAGCAAACCGGAACCUGUUACAGUCGAAGAAAGUGAUUCGUCCAGAUUCUGUUGUCGUGUUACAGGUCAUCCAAGACCACGUGUUAUGUGGUUAAUCAAUGGACACACUGUUGUCAAUGGCUCUCGUUAUAAAUUAACAUACGACGGAAUGUACCAUCUUGAUAUUCCCAAAACAAGACAGUACGAUCACGGAAAGAUUGAAGUGGUAGCCAGGAGUUCAGUUGGUGAAGCACGUACGGAAACAACUCUAACUGUAAAACCACGCAGCGAUGACUACCGUGGGGUACUUAAAAACUCGCCGAGACCGUGGUACGAUUCUGAUCUCACCCAAUACCAGUCGGAACGCCAGGAUACAGAACUCGAACGUGUCUUCGAUGAGCGCCAUCAAACUGUAUCUCAAGGUGUUAAUAUCGCUACUGAACACUUGGGACAAAAGAUGAUAAAAGAGCCUGAAACUGAUUGGCAGAAAUCAGUCAAGACUAAAAAGAAUGAGGAUUAUUACAAUAAGCUGAUGGACUUGGAGGAAUCCCAAGUGCUGAAGGAAACAAGGCUUAGGGAGCAAUCUCAUCAGUUUGCCGUUCCAGGUGAUAAAGUCGUUAAUAACUCGAUGGCUAAAGGAAUGGCACAAAAAUAUCAAGAGAACUUGGAAACUCAACCACAAGAGGCAGUAGAACCACCUCCCAAAGUUGUCAGGAAACCAUUUACUACUGAAGUAGAGAUUGACACCGAGCGUUUGAAAGGUUCAGGAAGGUAUCCCCCAGAACCUUCUGAAUCUUCUGUUCAUGGACGCGAAGUUCACGUAGCAAAACAAAGGCAAAUUCAGAAAGAAACCAAAGGAGAUCUUGAGAUUACAAGGAAGAUAACAGCAACUGAGACAACCGAAAUGGAACACAAAGCCAAAACUCAGGAAAGAGUGGUUCAAGGUCAAGUGAAACCGGCAGUACCGCCAGUCUUUACUAAGAAAAUACAACCAUGCAGAGCCUUUGAACAAGAGCAAGCUAAAUUUGAAGUUGAAUUUGAUGGAGAUCCAUUACCGGCUAUCAAGUGGUACCGUGAAGAUUUCCCGAUCACAAACUCCGCUGACCUUCAGAUUUACACUUUUAGUACAAAAUCAGUUCUGAUUGUUCGUCAAGUCUUCAUGGAAGACUCUGGUGUAUUCUCAGUUAUCGCUGAAAAUCGUGGAGGGAAAGCUAAAUGCAGUGCAAAUCUUGUUGUUGAAGAGAGAAGAAGACAACCAGGAAGAGGAGGUGUUGUACCACCCAGUUUUAUUUCCACCAUUCAGAGUAACACUGUCACAAGUGGUCAGUUAGCACGAUUUGACGCCAAAGUUGCUGGAACGAAACCUAUUGAUGUUUAUUGGUUAAAGAAUGGAAAAAAAAUUGUUGCUGAUAUUCGUUACAAGACCCUAGAGGAGGAUAAUACAUACACGCUUCUGAUUCUUGAAAGUGUUCCAGAAGAUACUGGAAAAUACGAGUGCGUAGCAUUGAACAGUGCAGGAGAGGCACGUUGUGAUGCUGAGUGUACAGUUCGUGGACCCCAAUCAUCUGCCAAAACAGCAAAGCCAUCGACCCCUGGCGUGGAGAAAGCACCAACUGUUGCCGAACCGCUUAGGGAUCAAACUAUAAAGGAAGGAACCUCUGUUGCCUUUGCUUGUCGAAUCACAGGAAAGCCAACUCCUACUAUUCAAUGGAAAAAAGGAGAUAAGGUUAUCAAACCAUCAAAAUACUUUCAAAUGCAAAAGGAAGUUGAUCUCUGUACUUUAAGAAUUUCUGAGGCAUUCCCUGAGGAUGAAGGCGUUUAUAAAUGCAUUGCUAAGAAUCCUGCAGGAGAAGUAACCACAUCUGCGAACCUCAGGGUACUCGCACCUGAUACUGCAGACGUUCUACCAAAAUUGACACCACUUAAGGAUCAAAUUGUACUAGAAGGUCAACCAGCUCAGUUUAAGACUCAAGUGACUCCACCAAAAGUUAAGCCCACUAUCCAAUGGUACCGUGAAGGUGCUCUCAUUCCACAGUCGCCAGAUUUCCAGAUGAUUCAUGAAGGAAACAAUGCAGUACUGCUGAUCGCGACGACCUAUGAAGAGGACACUGGUACCUUCACCUGUCGAGCAACGACUUCAGCUGGCACUGUAGAAACAUCAGCCAAGCUCAUCGUCAAAAGUAAGAACUGAAUUCAAAUUAACUCGCUAAUUCAGUCUCGAAUGUAAUAUCUGCUCUUAAAAUUUGUCCCAACAUCCCGGUUCUUUUUUAAUGGAACCGGUAGUGAGGGUAAAGAGCUAAAUACCAAUCCCUUCAUCGCAUUGCCAUUUUCUGCGAUCUACCGUGGUGUAGCGAUUCGCCGCUUUCUUAAUAUAAGUCUCUUGUUUUAUCCUAAUGACUGGAGUGAGCCGGGAAGUUUUCACUAACACAUUCGUUUAAGUAGUACAGCACAUGUUGCAAGAACGGCAAGUAGCUUAGAGCAAACGGUUAAAAUCCCUGAGCGGCAUAAUUAUACAACGAAGGUGGUGCUAAAUGAUCUCUCGAUGCGAAUACAAACGAAUGCAUCCUCUUAUUUUAAAACCUUGUGAAAUACAAAAACAUGACAUACUCUUGAAGGCAAAUUUUCAUAACAUGAGGUGCACAAUCAGCAAAACAUAGCGAGACUUUAAAUUACCUUCAGCUGUACGUCCUUUGUAUUUUCAAGGUCAAUGAUGCAAUCGAACGAAAAAAAAAUUGGGCAAGCGAGAAAAAAUUCUCGAGAUAUGAACGAAUUAUUAAAAAUUGUUACAUUCGAUGUGAAUGACAGAAACUCAGAAUAAAGCUUCCAACAAAUGAAGUACAUAUGUACACAAGAUAUAUUUCACACUUUAUUAUACUGUAUAGUCACACUCGCAUACUUAGUUAAACCCCUUAUCGUCUAACGUUUACUAAUUAUUUAUUAUUGUACAAUGGAAAGUCUAAUAAAAAGUAUUGCAAAUA
Messenger RNA from Belonocnema kinseyi, 15648 nucleotides. Its product is annotated as titin. The record is from RefSeq and is a predicted model, not a curated record. The transcript has 34 exons. NCBI's taxonomy places the organism in Eukaryota, Metazoa, Arthropoda, Insecta, Hymenoptera, Cynipidae. The coding region runs from base 318 to 14861 and encodes 4847 amino acids.